ACGUCAGAAAAAUACUAUGCACAAGCUGUACUUGCAAGUUCAGCUGUAACCAACUCAAAUCAAACGACCUGUAAAUUGUCAAUGGCUUAUCACAUGUACGGCUCACAAAUUGGUAAAUUGGAAGUGAUUGCUCACACUACGUACAGAAACUCUUCAGUAUGGAGUCGUUUUGGCAGCCAGAGAAAUUCGUGGUUAACCACUACUGUUGACUUUGGAAGCAUAACUGGCUCGUUUGAAAUUUAUGUGAGGGCUUCACAUUCAUAUGGCUCUAAAGGAGAUAUUGCUUUGGAUGAUCUUUCACUGACUAAUUGUCCUCCAGGUUUUCCACUUCUUCCACCAACUUCAUUCCCGCCUCAACCAUUUCCUAACACGAAAUGCUCGUUUGAAACCAAUCUUUGCGCGUGGUCUAAUGAUGUCUCUAAUGACGUUGAUUGGGUUAUGCGGCAAGGACGUACUCCUUCAUCUCAAACUGGGCCUACCGAUGAUCACACAUACCAAAAUCGCCGUGGUAAGUACAUCUACUUUGAAGUCACAGGUGCAAGCUAUUCUAGUCAUGCCGUUCUUGUCAGUCCUGAGUAUCUCAAGAGUGGCAGUGCAUGUCGCUUGCAGUUUGCAUAUCAUUUCUAUGGCAGUAACAUUGGAGACAUGCACGUCUACUUUGUGACUAAUGGAAAUGGAAAAAUUCAUAAUUUGUGGUCUACAAGGGGAAAUCAAGGAAACGCUUGGCAAAUGCGUUCAGUGUUUAUUGGACCACAGACGGACUUCAAGAUCUAUUUUAAUGGCACUCAUUAUAGUGGUUCCAAGGGUGAUAUGGCACUUGACGAUAUCUCAUUUCUUGGCUGUGAUCCGAAUACACUUGUACCAACCACUGACUGGUGGUGGUGGCAUACAACAACAGCUUACCCACAUCACUGGCGGUGGCGGUAUACAACAUCACCGCCUGGAAAAGAUGAUAAAUCAGCGACUCCAAUAAUUGUUGGAGUUACAGUUUCUGUAAUAUCGGCUGUAUUGGUAUUUGUUAUCGUUUUAAUCGUCAUAAUCCUGGUAAGACGCAGACAGGCGACCACUUCCACAACGACGACAACAAGUGCUCAAGUAUCUGCUGGACAACCGGCGCAGUUAAUUUUCGUACCAUCUGCAUAUCUGAAUGUGACAUAUCCCAGUCUUCAAUUCAAUUCUAAUGAAUUGGGAGCUCCGCCUUCGUACGAGACCGUGAUUGGCUAUCGAAGCGAUAGUCAAACAGUUAACUUUGGUGAGAUGAACCAGCAAUACGUCGCCUGA
Messenger RNA from Corticium candelabrum, 1281 nucleotides. Its product is annotated as MAM and LDL-receptor class A domain-containing protein 1-like. NCBI's taxonomy places the organism in Eukaryota, Metazoa, Porifera, Homoscleromorpha, Homosclerophorida, Plakinidae. The transcript has 6 exons. The coding region runs from base 82 to 1281 and encodes 399 amino acids. Gene Ontology annotation, cellular component: membrane. The record is from RefSeq and is a predicted model, not a curated record.